Messenger RNA from Phlebotomus papatasi, 1339 nucleotides. RefSeq names its product U-scoloptoxin(20)-Cw1a (gene Trissin). NCBI's taxonomy places the organism in Eukaryota, Metazoa, Arthropoda, Insecta, Diptera, Psychodidae. The record is from RefSeq and is a predicted model, not a curated record. The coding region runs from base 175 to 636 and encodes 153 amino acids. The transcript has 3 exons.
AGUCUACCACCAAGAGGUGAUCCGAAGAACACCACAAUCAUAAAUCAUCCUUCCAAACGGGGGAUUCUUGUUCUUUUUUUCCUGUGUGAUUUCCCACAAUUCAUCCUCAAUCCCGGAAAGAAUCUCAGACGAAAUUGUGUAAAGUGAGCAUUUGGCCAAGGAUCAGACGGAACCAUGAAGUUAUUUAUGAAUUCAACCGUUUAUGUUACAAUAAUCUUAAUCUGUUGCGUUAUAUGGGUGGCUUGUUCUUUCCCUGUUGCCAUGUCCUGCGAUUCAUGUGGAAGGGAAUGCGCCAAUGCAUGUGGAACAAGACAUUUCAGGACCUGUUGUUUCAACUAUCUUAAACGCAAAAGAACAGUUCUUCCCCCACUUAAAUUCACCGAGGAAUCUCCUCCGGAUUUUCGAGAUUUCUGGUGGGCCAAGAUGCAAGUCGAAAAGGCAGCCAGGGAUAAUCUACUGAAUUCUGCUGAUUUCUACGGAUCUGAGUUUCAAGCACCAUUCCUCGCCCGUUUAGCAGACAGCACAUCUGCCCUUGGUACCCGAGAUGGACACAGUGAGGAGAAUCUCUCGAUGCACAAGAAUAAAAUUCUCGAAGACGUCGACAGUGGGCAGCAACCCCAUAUCUACGAUGCCUAAAGUCAAGACGCCUAAAUGAGUGUAAAUAGGAAUUUCUGUGGGAUUCUAAACAAACAAAAAAAUCGAAGCAAGAUGAUAAAUACUGACAUUCAGGCUGGGAUUGUUAAUAUUCAUCCUCUCGCCAUUGAAAUCCACCAAAACAGAUUAUGUGGAAUUGAGAACCGUAUAAAAGAAACACAUUUCGACGCAUUUUAUUAAUAUGGAUUUUAUUUAAAGAUUUUCAUGAACGCUACAUUUAAAAUGUUCUUCUACAUUGAGUUUUCUUCUGUUAGAGCUAUUUUUGGCAAAGGAAUUUAGCCAUGCCAAACAGAAAGAAAACACUCAAUUGAAUAUUUUUAUCAACAUGCAUUUUUUGUAGGGAUUGUGUUGUUUUUUUUAGGUACAAAGGAUUAAUUAAUUAAAAAAUAUGCUACAUAAUUUAUUUAUUUGAAUUUUUUUAUUUAGCUAAAAGCUGGAAGAGAUUAAGGUUCGAUUAUGAAAUUUUCACAGUACACAAUUAAUUCUUUUUUUUACCAAGAUUUUAAUUAUUUAUAAUUGGUAACAUCCAUUGAGAUUAAAAUUGGAAAAUGUUAAGGAUAAAGAUAUUUUCCACCCACUGGAAUUUAUUGUGUUAAUCAAUUUAACAUAAAUCAAUGUAAAUGUAAUAUGUGUGUGUGUGUGUGGCAUCUUGCUGUGGAAAUAAAGUUUAGCACAAAACUUUAAA